Cherax quadricarinatus is the source of this 7047-nucleotide messenger RNA. RefSeq names its product Chitinase 10 (gene Cht10). The record is from RefSeq and is a predicted model, not a curated record. Lineage: Eukaryota; Metazoa; Arthropoda; Malacostraca; Decapoda; Parastacidae. Gene Ontology annotation, cellular component: extracellular region. Gene Ontology annotation, biological process: chitin catabolic process; carbohydrate metabolic process. Gene Ontology annotation, molecular function: chitin binding; chitinase activity.
GCAGUCUCCCCUGCCAGGUUCCGCGUGAAUGAAGGCUAUGAUGUGGAGCGUAUUGCUAAGAGCCUUGACUUUAUCAACAUCAUGACAUAUGAUCUAAGGGGUCCCUGGGAUGGCAAGGCAGAUCACCAUGCCCCACUCACCGACCGCCCUUCCGACGACUGGACUUUCAAGACUCUCAACACCAGAGAUGGCAUAGCAUACUGGGUGCUGAAGGGUGCGCCAAAGGAGAAGCUGAUAAUGGGCAUCCCCUUCUAUGGGAGGUCCUUCACUCUUUCCAAUACCAACAAUAAGCAGCCAGGUGCCAGGGCACGUACAAGCGGGAAGGAGGGUCAGUACACCAAGGAGCGAGGCUUCCUAGCUUACUAUGAGGUGUGCCAGAUGCAGCAGCAGGAAGAGUGGGAGCUGGACCGGGAUGCUGCUGGAGGACCCUUCAUGAACUUAGAUGACCAGUGGGUCGGCUAUGAUGACAUCGACUACAUUGCUAAAAAGAUGGAGCUGGUGAAAUCUGAGGGUCUGGGUGGAGCCAUGGUGUGGGCCAUCGACCUUGAUGACUACAAGGGCGUGUGUGGUCGUCGGUGGCCACUACUCUCUGCCAUCCGUCACAACUUGGGCCUCAAAGCUGUUUCACCCAGCACCAUUCUCACAUGGCCUCUAGGACCUUCUGAUGUCACAACCACCACCACCACCACCACCACCACACAAAAGACAACAACUCAACCGUCUAUCACUUCAACCACUGCCAACAAUAGCGAUGACCACGAAGAUGAUACACCUGCGCCCUCCUCCAUGACGCCUACAGAUGCUACACCUGCACCUACUUUCCAGUGCCCAGGGCCAGGUUUCUUCCGUAAAGACAAUGAUUGCUCUGUAUACUACAUGUGUGACUCCUCGUUGCUAGCACACAAAUUUGUGUGUCCGCACGGCCUGGUGUUUGACCUCAACCGCCGACUCUGUAACUGGCCUAGACAUGUCAAGUGUGGCACAGGCUUCUCCCCCCUCAGUGUGUGCACCCAACCAGAUGAGAAGUUCUGCCUGCCAGGCCAGAGUGUCAGAGUGGUGGAGGAAAUGCUCUCCCCAACAGGUGCUGCUACACUUUUAAGGAUGGCUGCUCCAAGCGACUACAAGGUUGUGUGUUAUUUCACUAGCUGGUCCUACCACCGUCCUGACCCUUACAAAUAUGCCCCUGAGUAUGUUGAUCCAGUCCUCUGCACUCACCUCAUCUAUGCCUAUACCAUGCUCGAUUCCUCAGAGCUGGUCAUGCGUGCACUAGACCCCUACCUCGACUUUGACUACAGUUUUUACCAGAGAAUUUUGUCACUGAAACAGAAGGCUCCGGGGUUGAAAGUGAUGUUGGGUCUGGGAGGGUGGGUGGACUCUGUCAGUGACAAGUACUCCCGCCUGGUGAACAACCCCAAGGCUGCCACCAAGUUUGUGCAGCACACCACAGAUGUAUUGAGAGCCUAUGGCUUUGAUGGACUGGACUUUGGUUGGAUGUACCCACGAUGUUGGCAGAUGGAUUGUUCUAAAGGCCCACAGUCUGAUGUCUCUUCCUUCACUAACAUUAUAAAGGAACUCAACAUGGCUUUCAAAUCCCAGUCUCCACCUCUUCUACUGUCAGCAGCUGUAUCUCCAGCACGCAACACCAUUGAUCGCUCCUAUGAAGUGACAGCACUGUCAAAACAUGUGGACUUUCUCAAUGUUAUGACCUAUGAUUUCCAUGGAGCCUGGGAGAGAAAGACUGGUCACGUCUCUCCCCUCCACUUCAGAAGCGGAGAUCUAUACGAGAGUCAAAACACUGCCUAUGCCCUCAAGCACUGGGUAGAUAGGGGGGCUGACCCAAGAAAGUUGGUGAUGGGCAUUCCCUUCUAUGGCCAGACCUUCACACUGGCUAACCCCUCACAGAGUGGCCUUAAUGCCCCCACUGUGAGCAGUGGGAACCCUGGUGCUGUCACCAUGCAGAAGGGCAUGCUUGCCUACUUUGAGAUUUGCAAGGCUGUGCGCAGUCCAGGUUGGACAAAGGUGGUGGAUGCAACAGGUGCCAUUGGACCAUACGCUCAUAAAGGCAACCAGUGGUACAGCUAUGAUGACCCCAGCUCUGUCGCGCACAAGGCUACAUACAUCAAAGACUCUGGCUAUGGUGGGGCCAUGGUGUGGGACCUUAGCUUUGACGACCUUCAUAAUGAUUGUUGUAGGGAGUCCAUGCCCCUCCUACGUGCCAUUAACCGAGUGUUGAGGAGUGUGCCCUACCCACCCCCCAGGCCAGGAGGAAACUGUGCCAAAACACCUCCAGGAGCUACCCCACCCACCCCUGUUAGGACUACUACUUAUGCCUCAGCAUUCAGCAAGAAGCCAACCACUUCAGACUAUGGCAAGUUCACUGUUGCCAGUGAGGAACCCACCAGUGUCACCCCAGAUUGGAUGAAACCUUGGCAACCAUCUACCAAGAAGACCACUACCACCACGUUGGCACCGACCACAGAGAGACCUGCAUGGCCACCGAAAACUCAGCGACCAACACAGCCUCCCACCACACAGCCUCAGUGGCCUCCAACUACACAGCGACCUCAGUGGCCUCCAGCAACUGAGCGACCUCAGUGGCCUCCAGCCACUGAGAGACCUCAGUGGCCUCCAGUCACUGAGAGACCUCAGUGGCCUCCAACCACUGAGCGACCUCAGGGGCCUCCAACCACUGAACGACCUCAGUGGCCUCCAGCAACUGAUCGACCUCCAUGGCCUCCUACCACGCAGCGACCAACAUGGCCCCCAACCACACAGCGACCAGUGUGGCCCCCAACCACUCAGCGACCUCAGUGGCCUCCGACCACACAGCGACCAGUUUGGCCUCCAUCCACUGAGCAGCCUCAGUGGCCUCCACCUGCUGAUGAACCUCAGUGGCCUCCAAGCACUCAAUGGCCCCAGUGGCCUCCAACAACUCAGCGGCCUCAAUGGCCACCAGCUACAGAGAAACCAGUGUGGCCCCCUAGCACACACAGACCAAAAACGACAACCACCACUACCACUACAACAACCACAACUACAAGACCACAGUCUGUGGGUGGACCUCAACCAGGCGAUCUGUGUACUGCAGAUGAUUACUUCCCCAAGAUUGGCAGCUGCAGCAUCUUCCUCAGGUGUGUAGCACAGCAGCUUGUGGAGGCUAGAUGUGCUCCAGGUCUCCACUGGAAUCAAGCUGCUAAGUUAUGUGACUGGCCCAAGAAUGCCAAGUGCAGCCAGUUACCCAGUGGACCCCAAGAAUCUAUCCGGCCUAGCACCCCAAAAAUUACCCCACCUACUAUCCCCACCACCACAACAUCCACCACAUCAGCCAGGACCACCCCCACCACGGCCACCUGGUGGUGGACGCCUGCCCCUACUGUUGCGACCACCACAAGAUCAUGGUGGUCACCUCAGCCCACCACAACCUGGAGACCAAAAACCACCACCAAAAGACCUUGGUGGCAAUCAACUCGUUCCACCCACCUUUCAUCAUCGACUACUACUCCUCUUCACACUGUCUCUUCCAUCUCCAUUCAGCCUCCACAUGGUUCUUCUGAGGAAAUUACUUCAGUGGUUGAAGAGGAUUCUUCAGGAAGUGGAUGUAGUGAGGGUACUACUAAAGGCUUGGCCAGUGACUGCAGCAGCUUCCUACAGUGCAUCAACAAGGCCUGGGUCAAGCUGCCCUGUCCCAGUGGCCUUCACUGGAACAAAAAGCACAAGAUCUGUGACUGGCCUCAUAUGGCAAAGUGCACCAGUUCUGUGUCCAUACGCAAUCCAGAUGAUUCCCUGCUGGACUAUAGGGCUAGAAUGCCCUGCAAGAAUGAAGGCCAGGCAUUCACAGGGCCCCAGUGUACCGCAAUGGUUCGAUGUAGUAAGGGCUACCUCACAGUGGGCCACUGUACUGGUGGGUUGGUGUGGAACAACGAGCAAGGCUCCUGUGACCUGCCUUACCGUGUCCCCAAGUGCACAGCUGUUAUCCUCACACCCGAAACCGAAGCUAUACGUCCAAUUGAGGUUGAGCCCCCCCCUGCAAGUAAGCUGUCAACGCCUCGGCCCACUGAUGUCAGUCUGCCAUGCUCAGCGGGUGAUAACAUAAUGGCUGACCCCCAGGACUGUGACUACUACCUGAUCUGCCUCCAUGGCACCUGGCAGCGUGUGCAGUGUCCUCCGGGUACUUCAUGGAGCAAGGAGAAUAAUAAUUGUGAUUGGAAAACAAAUGUCAAGUGCACAAAGAGACCCAGACCCCCUCCUACGACCGGUCAUCAGUGGCCUAAGCCAGAAACCGCCACAAAACCACAAGCUCACCCAGGAUUCCCAGGGCAGGAGCCCCCAGCACCACCUGAGAACCCAGAACCCCCACCCGAGGAUCCUCAUAUGCCCAGUCAUGUUGGCUUGGAACCUGUAGGAAGCAGUGGAGGGCUUUCAGGUGACUACAAAGUGGUGUGCUACUUCACCAACUGGGCAUGGUACAGGCCUGGCAUUGGCAAAUAUAGGCCAGAGGACAUUGAUCCCACUUUGUGCACCCAUAUUGUGUAUGGGUUCGCUGUCCUCGAUUACUCCAACCUAGUCAUCAAGCCGCACGAUACCUGGGCUGACUUCGAUAACCAGUUCUACCAGAAGGUGACUGACCUGAGGAAGAGAGGUAUUAAGGUAACCCUUGCUAUUGGUGGCUGGAAUGACUCUGCAGGUGACAAGUACAGCCGUCUGGUGAACAAGCCAGCGGCCCGCCGCAAGUUUAUUGACCAUGUCAUUCAUUUCAUCAAAAAGCACAACUUCGAUGGUCUUGAUCUGGACUGGGAGUACCCAGUGUGCUGGCAGGUUGACUGUAACAAGGGUCCAGCAUCAGACAAGGAAGCCUUUGCUAUGUGGGUAAAGGAGUUGAGCCAAGCUUUCAAGCCCCAUGGCCUCCUCCUGUCUGCUGCUGUCUCUCCCAGCAAAAAGGUCAUUGAUGCAGGCUACGAUGUGCCAACUCUAAACCAGUAUAUGGACUGGAUUGCCGUCAUGACCUAUGACUUCCAUGGCCACUGGGACAAGAAAACUGGCCAUGUUGCUCCAAUGUACCACCACCCUGAAGACGAUUACGACUACUUCAACAUGGACUUCGCUAUCAGGUACUGGCUGGAGAAAGGUGCUACCAAGGACAAGAUUGUGCUUGGAAUGCCCCUCUAUGGACAGUCCUUCUCACUCAAUGAUCCUCAAAACACCGGCCUCAAUUCCCCAGCCCGUUCUGGAGGCCAGGCUGGAGAGUUCACUAGAGCCCGUGGCUUCCUUGCCUACUACGAGAUUUGCUAUCAUAUACAACAAGGCUGGACAGUGGUGAAGGAUCCUGAGGGCAGGAUGGGACCAUAUGCAUACUCUGGCAACCAGUGGGUAUCCUUCGAUGAUGUUGAUACCAUCAGGAGAAAGUCGGAAUACAUACGCACAAUGGGCCUGGCUGGUGGAAUGGUGUGGGCUCUUGACCUGGAUGACUUCAUGAACCGUUGUGGACAAGGUGCUCACCCACUCAUGAAUACCAUCAAGGCAGUACUUGGCCCAAGGAAAUCUGAUGCCCAGCCACCACAAUUGCCCCCACCAGGACCCUUGCCGCCACCACAGCCAGAGACUCCAAAGCCGAGUGUGACUCCACCUACCCCAGUGACAUGGCCAUCAGAAACACCAAAGCCAGUUGAUGGUCCAGUGAUAUCCCCAGUAGUGUCCAUACCAGGACAAAUGAUCACACCUAAGCCAGAAACAUCAGGGCCUAUGUUCCCAGGCACUACUGGAGGUGAUGGGUACAAAGUUGUUUGUUACUUUACCAAUUGGGCAUGGUACCGACCUGGGGAGGGCAAGUACGUUCCUGAGGAUAUCGACGCAUCCCUCUGCACCCACAUCAUCUAUGGCUUCGCUGUUCUCAAUAACAACAACUAUCUCAUCAAGGCUCAUGAUUCUUGGGCAGACUAUGACAAUAAAUUCUAUGAACGUGUGGUAGCCCACAAAUCUAAAGGAGUCAAGGUACUGGUGGCCAUCGGUGGGUGGAAUGAUUCUGCCGGGGACAAGUACAGCCGGCUGGUGAACAACCCUGAGGCUCGCAGGAAGUUCAACCAGCAUGUCAUUGAGUUUAUUCUGAAGCACAACUUUGAUGGCCUUGAUCUAGACUGGGAGUACCCUGUGUGUUGGCAGGUGAACUGUGCUAAGGGUCCAGACUCAGACAAGGCGGCCUUUGCUGAAUGGGUGAAGGAACUUAAAACUGCCUUCCAGCCCCAUGGUCUCCUCUUGUCAUCUGCUGUAUCUCCUAGCAACAAAGUCAUUGACAAGGGUUACGAUGUGCCAGUGUUGAGUCAGUAUCUGGACUGGAUUGCGGUGAUGACAUAUGAUUACCAUGGACAGUGGGACAAGAAGACUGGCCAUGUUGCUCCCAUGUAUGCACAUCCUGAAGACGACAACCUGGCCUUCAACACUAACUUCACUAUCCACUACUGGAUCGAGAAGGGGGCAGAUAGGAAAAAAUUGGUGUUAGGUAUGCCCAUGUACGGCCAGUCCUUCUCACUAGCUGAGACAGGGAACAAGGGACUCAACCAGAAGACCUAUGGAGGGGGUGAGGCUGGACAGUACACACGAGCUAGAGGAUUCCUCGCAUAUUAUGAGAUCUGCUACAGAAUCCUGAACCUUGGGUGGACGGUGGUAAGAGACCCAAAAGGCACCAUGGGUCCCUAUGCCUACAAGGGUAACCAGUGGGUCGGUUUUGAUGAUGUUGAAAUGAUCAGAUACAAGUCUGAAUUCAUCAAAAAGAUGGGUCUGGGAGGUGGCAUGAUCUGGGCACUGGACCUGGAUGACUUCAAGAACCGCUGUGGCUGUGAACACCACCCACUUCUGAGGACUAUCAACAGGGUCCUCAGAAACUACCCUCAACCUGAUCCUCAGUGCCCCAGACUUGGAGGUGAUCAGUCACUGAGUGAGGCUACAGGACUGGUCCCAAUGCCCUCAGGACCCCCAGACAUUUCACAUGUUGUGCCCUCUGUUCUACCAGUCGCUGUGGCUGAAAGACAGGAGUGUCAACUGGUGCCUUGCUAG